UCUUGGGCAACGAGAGAGAAGUCCAGUUGAACAUCUGUGCUUGCAUUACAGUGGUCACUUCUCUACUUGCUAGGCAAAGACUGACUGAGAGAUACAGAGAGAACCAGAAGGAAAAUACUUUGCCACCACCCUGCAUCUAAGAGGAACAGGACAAGUGCCUUUUGGGGACCUUACCACUCCUAAGUUGUGACAUUGGAUCAAGUGUGCUUACCAUGCGAGGAAUGCAUCUAAGUCUGUGUCUAGCUCUGCUGCUGCCAUGGUGCAACCAGUGCCAGAAAACGGACUCUGCCAGUGCCAAGCUGGGAAAAGAAGACACGGGAGACCUGUUGGCUGUCAAACUUGUAAACCGCAGUGGCAUCCUGGGCCCUCUGCUCCCCCCAGAGUUCCAUCCAACACCCCGGCAGACCAGAGCCCCACGUCCGGCCUCCCAGGUCUCCAAGAGAGCCCAGCAAAGGUCCCGCUUCACUCUGUCCCUGGAUGUCCCCACCAGCAUCCUCAGUGUCCUCAUAGACCUUGCCAAGAACCACGACAUGAGAGCCAAGGCUGCUGCCAAUGCAGAGCUGAUGGCACGCAUUGGGAAAAGGAAAUAAGGGAUGGGGUCGUAUGGGCAAAGGCUAAGGGGGGCAAUUCUCAACUCACCAGGGUGGGUUUUCAAAAUCAGGUUAAGGGAUGGAUAGGUUAUGGGAAGGAAGGGUUGUUAUUAGAGGAAAAGACAUCUUGAAGUCUUUAAUUAGUUUAGCCCUUUAUCUGUUUUAUAUUUCUAUUGCAUAAUUCUUACCUCAUUUUAUGCCAUAAAGAUCCACUGUCUGCCUGUACAGAAACAUUAUAUAAAAAGAAUGAUAGAACAAAUUGUGCUAAUUAAAUGUCACAUCAAAUAUAAGAUGAAGCUGGUCUUUUGUCUCCGCUACAGUGGGAAAAUGUAUAAUUUGUGGGCAGAUAAUCUUCUGAAAUAGUAAUAGGCAGGGAACCAUUUGGA
Molecule: messenger RNA, 976 nt
Organism: Oncorhynchus gorbuscha (pink salmon)
Lineage: Eukaryota; Metazoa; Chordata; Actinopteri; Salmoniformes; Salmonidae
Product: urocortin-3-like
Exons: 2
Coding region: 213-590 (125 amino acids)
Biological process (GO): digestion; cellular response to nutrient levels; adenylate cyclase-activating G protein-coupled receptor signaling pathway
Cellular component (GO): extracellular region
Molecular function (GO): hormone activity; corticotropin-releasing hormone receptor 2 binding
Source: RefSeq, a predicted model, not a curated record